AUGAGGGACGCUGAGGAGCUUGCGUUCCUCUCUUGGUUCACAGAGCAUGGCGGCUGGAUUGAUCAAAGCUUGUCGUUAGAAAAAAUACCUGGAAUGGGUCGUGGCCUUGUAGCUACGCGGCCUAUUGCUGAAAAUGAGCGUUUGUUUUCCAUUCCUCGCUCCAUGCUGUUAAACUUGGGAACGAGUGCCUUGGUGCCUGCUUGUGAGGCAGCAGAGCGCGCACGUCCCCCUAAAGCAGGGCAUGCGUGGUCCGAUGUCAUGGAUCGUGGAUGGUGUCCUCUGAUUCUCAUGCUCAUGUGGGAGCACCGGCACGCUUCAACUCAAGAGCAUAACGAACGUUUUACUUGGGGCCCCUACUUUGGUAUCAUGCCGACUUUGUUCACCACGCCCAUGUUUUGGAAUUCUAACCAGCUACAUGAACUCCAAGGAACAGAUGUCGAAGACAAAAUUGGUCGUACGGAAGCCGAGGCAGACUACCAUGAAUGUGUAUUGCCGUAUGUCCAACAAUACCCUGAUGUGUUCCUGGGUCCCGGCGUGCACGAUGUGCCAGCUGAAAUUUCUAAAUGGUAUCAUAUUGACCUGUACCAUCGAAUGGGCUCGUUGCUUCUUAGCCGCAGCUUCCAUGUGAAGCGUGACUUGAAUCACGCCGAGAGUGAUGAUGCAGACAUUUCCUCGGCUCCUGCCGAAGUAGCCGUCGAACGAGCCAUACCUCGAAAUGAAGCACAAGAUGAACAGGGUGAUGACGAAGAAGAAGAGGCCGAGAUUGAAAUUCAAGAUGACGAAGAUGACGAGGAAAAAGGAGAGAAUGAAGAGGAUGUUCGCGAUAUAUCCAUGGUGCCUAUGGCUGAUAUGCUUAAUGCAAAAUUUGGAUCGGAAAAUACUCGCUGCUUCUAUAAACGUGAGGCGCUGGAGAUGCGGUGCACACGACCUAUCGCCAUCGGUGAGCAACUUUUGAACACAUAUGGUAAUCCCCCGAACAGCGAUUUGCUCCGUCGCUACGGAUUUGUCGACGAGCCGAAUCGUGGCGACUUGCUCGAGCUUCCUGCCACAACCAUAUUUGAUGCAGCACUGACCAAGUUAUGUCUGGCGACUCAAGCGUCAGAGGAUGUGAUCCGCACAUUCCUGAUGCCACGAUUCGAAUGGGCGUGCACCGAGCUGGGCAUUGAUGAAGUGUUUCUUCUGUGUCGGCUUAGCAAGCCUAAGAAUACAGCUCCGUAUGCUGGCACUUUGUCUCUUGAUGCCAGCAGACCCCUAACUUCUGCAGACAGACGCGUAUUGAGCCGUGCCUCUGGCGAAAUUUCUGACGACUUGGUUGGAUUCGUCCGCCUGUUGUGCGUGACACAAGACGACUUUGAGCGUGCCAAGAAAAAAGAGGCGCUGCCCAACGCGCGACUCGACGCUGUGGAAGCUAUGGACGCCAGUUGGCCUGGCUCUCCACCCAAGGGCGCUAUGCUUUCUGUGGCAUCAGUCUUGCGUGAUGCCCUCGCACUUCGCGGCCAGGCAUACCCCACAACGUGGAACGACACUGCCAAGGCCCUAGUUGAGUGCACGGCCUCGUCUGAAGACCCUUAUCGCAUGGCUUUGGUCGUCCGUGCUGGUGACCAGGCGAUUCUUCAGGAACAUACCACGGUGACUGAGCUUGUGCUGGCACAUGCGCGAGCUCAGGCUAGUGGUGCAGCAUCAAAUCCCGUGCCAUCUAAAAAGGCGCGUCGCACAUAA
Messenger RNA from Malassezia restricta, 1719 nucleotides. Its product is annotated as N-lysine methyltransferase SETD6. Gene Ontology annotation, molecular function: protein-lysine N-methyltransferase activity; protein binding. The transcript has a single exon. The record is from RefSeq and is a predicted model, not a curated record. Gene Ontology annotation, cellular component: nucleus. The coding region runs from base 1 to 1719 and encodes 572 amino acids. NCBI's taxonomy places the organism in Eukaryota, Fungi, Basidiomycota, Malasseziomycetes, Malasseziales, Malasseziaceae. Gene Ontology annotation, biological process: peptidyl-lysine monomethylation.